AUGAGUUUUCUCGAAUUUGUGAAUGCGAAGUAUGACGAAUUGCUAGAGAUGUUGAAGAGCUCAAAGGAGGAAAGAAAGGCUUUGAAAGAUGAGAAUAAGAUUUUGCACGAUGAGAAUAAGAUCUUGAAGACUCGUAGAGAGUGUGUAGAAAUCCGAGGAAUCCCUGUUGCUGCUACUCCAUCAGAAGAGCAAACUAAUAAUGUUGUGACGGAUGUCGGUAAACUACUGGGAAUGGAUAUUACUCAAAAUGACAUUUCAGUGAGCCAUCGAAUGCCUCAAAAUCAAAAACACAAAGGCAAGCCUGGACCGCCAGCUAUUAUCGUCAAAUUUACUAUGCGUGAUGUCAAAGAUAAUUUCUAUCGUGCAAGGAAGCAGCUCAAGGACUUAACAACGCGAGAUCUUGGAUAUUCCGAGAAAAACAAGAUCUAUCUUGCAGAGAGCCUGACAGAAAGGAAUCGAAUGUUAUUCAAAGAUUGUUUGAAGGUAAAGAAGGAUGUGGAGUUCAAGUUCAUUUGGACUUUACAUGGAAAAAUCUUAAUGAGAAAAGACAAAGAAUCUGCUGUUCACCAUAUUAAUAACAAAGGGGAUCUUCAGAAGAUACAAUCUAGAUAAGUAUUUAUUUUCUGAACUUUAACGAUUUGAUGAACUGUUUAAAAUGUGUAACUGACACUAGUGAUAUGGCCUGUGAUUUGGCCAAUUCACUUCCAUCUUUAAUUAUCAAUUCUCCUAGUAACAUUCCGCACCUCACUGAUUUAGAUGCUGACCUAAACAUGCCUUUGGAAAACAAUUUUUGUUUCUAUAGUACUCAUGAUUUUCAUAGUAAAUAUGACAUCGACGAGUGUCUAUUGAGUGGUCAAUCUUUUUCUUUG
Stylophora pistillata is the source of this 869-nucleotide messenger RNA. RefSeq lists its product as uncharacterized. NCBI's taxonomy places the organism in Eukaryota, Metazoa, Cnidaria, Anthozoa, Scleractinia, Pocilloporidae. The record is from RefSeq and is a predicted model, not a curated record.